This is a messenger RNA of Trichoderma asperellum CBS 433.97, 1074 nucleotides long. RefSeq lists its product as uncharacterized. Gene Ontology annotation, biological process: positive regulation of transcription from RNA polymerase II promoter by glucose. The record is from RefSeq and is a predicted model, not a curated record. Gene Ontology annotation, cellular component: nucleus. Gene Ontology annotation, molecular function: sequence-specific DNA binding. Lineage: Eukaryota; Fungi; Ascomycota; Sordariomycetes; Hypocreales; Hypocreaceae.
AUGGCUUCUUUGGCGACUGCUGCUCGUGAUAUCCCCCAGGCCUCCUUGAGCCGAGACAACUUAACUGCUGUAGCGGCUCGGAGCGAUCCUGCGAUGACUGUGACACGAUCUCGGGACCUCCCGACCCCUCCAAACUCCAUCUCUCCCUCCUUGCCGGCCCACGGCCUCAAGGCCCAGCUCCAGAAGGCCAAGCUCGAGGCCAUCGACUCUGACUUGGACCUCCAUGACAAUGUCAGCAGCCACGGGAGAUCGCUGUCUCCGGCGCUCGAAUCGGCAGGCGCCAUCACCAGCUCCAUGCUGGCCAAGUACCACCUGCCAGAGAUCCUGCUGAACCACGGCCCUCUGGCCAUCCGCCACAUCAUGGGAUAUCUUACCACAUCAGUUCCUGGAUUCUCUGGUAUCCCGCCGACCAAGGCGCGAAGGGUAGUUGUCGGGGCGUUGGAAGGACGCGGGGGCGAAGGCAGAGGAGUCGAUGGAGACGUGGUCUUCGAGAAGGUGGGAUGGGGACGAUGGGAUGCGCGCCGACGUGGACAAGCUGCCCGACUUCGUCAAGCAACUCCGCCCAGCGGCCCAUCCUCGUACACCGCUGGAAUCCCUAUUUCCAGGGCCAGCGGCCGGGGCUUGAGCCUGAGCAGGGCGAGGCUGAACGCUGCCGGAUCCAGCGGCGGCGAAUCGGUGCAGUUCUCCCACGAUGACCACUUUGACAUCUCCAUGAUGGAGCACGAGGCCGAUAAGAUGUCCAUGGAUGACUCUGCGUCGGCUUCAUGCUCCGAGGCGCCGGAUGAUGAUAUCGCUAUGAAUGAUGACCCAGAGGACGUCACGGACGACGAGGACUGGGCUGCCGUUGGGGCCGCUGCCCUGCGGGCCGACUCCUACCCAAACAUGGCUUCCGCGUUUGAGCCCGGUCUAUCCUCCAACACUUACUCUGGCGGCGGGAUGCGCACUUUCCCCUCCAACUUUAGGGGCGUGGCGAAUCCCCCCCAAGUCAAGAUUGACUAUUCUGCGUUCCCUGCCACUUCUGAUGCGCAGGAGCGCGAGGCUGUCGAAGCCCUUCUUCGACUAGGUUCUGUAUAA